UCAAUCUGGCCAACAACCGACCUAAUCACACAAUCACUUUGUACUGUAUAAGUUUCCAGCCAUUGACACAUGUUCAUACAUCGCAAUAGAGCAGAAGCAACAUCUUGCAGUCACCUGCUACACACGAGCGAGAAACCCAUCUCUCAACAAUACCUUCGCUAGUUCUACCUAUAUGGCUUCCACCGCGAGCAUGUUGGCCGUGGUCAUGGCGUGCGCGAUCCUCCUCGCCGGCAGCACGUGCCACGCCGCCCGCAACCUGGCCGACACGACGUCCGCGGCCGCCGCUCCGGCUGCAAGCACCGUCCCUGGCCUGCCGGCCAUGCCAACCUUGCCCGGCGUGCCCACGGACACGGUGACCCUGAUGCCACCCAUGCCGUCGGUCACCCUGCCCACCGUGCCGCAGGUGACGCUGCCGCCCAUGCCGGCCAUCGUCGUGCCCAGGGCGGUCCUGCCGCCCAUGCCCAAGGUCACCCUCCCCACCGUGCCGCAGGUGACGAUGGCGCCGAUGCCCGCCAUUGUCGUGCCCAAGGUGACGCUGCCGCCGUUGCCGUUCGUCCCGAGUGUGAACGUGCCCAUGCCGUUCGCGGCUCCACCACCGUCAGCGUAGGCGCGUCCACCCGGUGGUGCUUUCGCCCUGUCCACGAUAGGGUGCCGUUCAUGUGAGAUUGGCGCCAGAUUACUACUCACUACGUGGGCACGACGUACACUUUCUUACAUGCAAGCUCCGUGUUUUAUAUGCGAUGUUUAAAUAGUUCUACCUUUUCUUCACGUCUCAGUAUAUGUAUUCUUAGUGUUUUACUGUUGAGGAUUGUCCAAUUGUAUGUAUAUUCGUGUUUUUCCAACAUACAAAUUUCUAUUUACGGUAA
Hordeum vulgare subsp. vulgare (domesticated barley) is the source of this 866-nucleotide messenger RNA. RefSeq names its product protein PELPK1-like. The record is from RefSeq and is a predicted model, not a curated record. The transcript has a single exon. Bases 173 to 607 code for a protein of 144 amino acids. NCBI's taxonomy places the organism in Eukaryota, Viridiplantae, Streptophyta, Magnoliopsida, Poales, Poaceae.